AUGUCUUCCAUCAUCCGCAACAUUCUCGCGCUCAGCGCUGUCGCCGCCGUCGCUGUCGCUCAAGACCCGGCCCCCAAGCUCGACGCUCCCUGCGCCGAUGCCGUCAUCUUCAUGGCCCGCGGUAACAAUGCGCCGUACCACGAUUGGCGUACAUUCCCCUUCGCCGACGCUACAUGCGCCAAACUAAGGGCUGAGGGCAAGACCUGCGACUACAUUGAGGUUGUGUUCCCCAAGGGCGGCGACUACUGCCCACAGAUUGAGCAGGGAGUCCGCAACGGUAUCGCCCAGAUCACUGCCUUCAACAAGAAGUGCCCUUGCACGCACCUCAUCCUCAAUGGCUACUCCCAGGGUGCCUGGAUCAUGGGAGACGUUCUUGCUGGACCUGGUGGAUGCUCCCAAUUCACCACUGGUCUAGACCCUACCUCGGCUCCUGGUAAUGCUAUUGCUGCUGCUCUCCUCUGGGGCGAUGUCAUGCAUGUGGCUAACCAGCCAUACAACGUUCUUGACGGCUCUGGUCUACAAAAGGACGGUCGCCACGGCUCCUCUCUUGCACGCCUGAACAAAUACGCAUCCGUCCUGCGCUCUUACUGCUCUAAGGGAGACCCCAUCUGCGCAAACGGCGACGACGUCUCGAAGCACUUGAGCUACUUUGAGAAGUACACCGACGACGCCUCGACCUGGGCCGUUGGAAAGGUCAAUGCCGCCGCCCCUCUAUGUGCCGCUCCCACACCUACGCCCAGCGCUUCUUCUACUCCCGAAGCCUCGUCUGUUGGCGUUGCCGCUAUUUCAACUUCAAGCGCUGCUGCUUCCUCUGGCUCUGCUGCUGCUUCUGGCUCUGCUGCUUCUGGUUCUGCUGCUCCCUCUGGCUCUGCUGCUUCCUCUGGCUAUGCUGCUGCCUCUGGCUAUGCCGCUUCCUAUGGUGCUGCUGCUUCCUCCACUUCCCCCGCUCUUCCCCCUUACCCUACAUCUCCAGUUUACGUUGCUCCCUUCACUGCUCCCCAGAAAUACGACGAUAUGUGCCUUACCCGCAUCAAGAUCAAAUACGUCUACGCUUAA
Messenger RNA from Bipolaris zeicola 26-R-13, 1056 nucleotides. Its product is annotated as carbohydrate esterase family 5 protein. The transcript has 2 exons. The coding region runs from base 1 to 1056 and encodes 351 amino acids. Gene Ontology annotation, molecular function: hydrolase activity. The record is from RefSeq and is a predicted model, not a curated record. Lineage: Eukaryota; Fungi; Ascomycota; Dothideomycetes; Pleosporales; Pleosporaceae.